Messenger RNA from Morchella sextelata, 897 nucleotides. RefSeq lists its product as uncharacterized. The transcript has 9 exons. The coding region runs from base 1 to 897 and encodes 298 amino acids. The record is from RefSeq and is a predicted model, not a curated record. NCBI's taxonomy places the organism in Eukaryota, Fungi, Ascomycota, Pezizomycetes, Pezizales, Morchellaceae.
AUGCAGACAUUUGUGCCGAAAAACCGCCGGCCUAGAUUCGAUCUUUUUAUAGAAAUCCACGACCUCAACAAUGUCCCGCUCGUCUCCGGUCAAGCAUACGUCAAAUGGCAUCUCCAGGGCUCAAAUCGCGCCGAAGCCCGAGGGCGCACCACGAAGGAAACAAUAAAGGACCAUAAGGUCGCAUGGCACUUCACGCAUACCUGCGAAGAGAUCCGGAUGACAAUUGGGCGAAAUGGGAUGCUGCAGGAACAGCUCCUCAUCUUUGAGGUCUGCCAGGAGUAUGCGGGCGCGAGGGAGCGCAUUACACUGGGGACGGUGCAGCUCAAUUUGGCGGAGUAUACGCAGGUCCAUAGGGAUACAAGGAGGUAUCUGAUGCAGGAUAGCAAGAUUAAUUCGACUUUGAAGAUCACAGUUGCGCUGACCCAGGUCGGAGGAGAUGAAAAUUUCAUAGCUCCACAAUUACAAGGCGCCCAGGUUUUUGGUGGUAUAGCAGGAAUAAUCGGAGAAGCUCGAGAUGUGGAAGACCCCGGACAUCGUUCUAUUUCCAGAUUUCAAAAGCGGGACAGAAGCGCGAUCCACGACAUGUACCGCAGCACCCUCGCAGCUUCGUGGCAACUUCAGGCAGGUGAACUCAACCCGGAGGAAUGCAUAGAUGAUAUCUUUGCCGGUGGUGAUGGCUGGACCCCCCGCUCCGAACGAUUCCGCCGUGGGAAACCCAAAUCACGGUGGGGGGAAUUCAACCACAGGAAACACACACCUCGCUUUGCUAUACCACCUACGGAAAGGAGAGCAAGCGGCAGAAGUAGUAUCCGGAGCACUAAGAGUGAACGAGAAGUUGACGAGGUGCGCGCAAGGGAGGAUCUGGUUAGCUGGAAAAUGCCAGCGGUGUCGCGAUGA